GAAAGAGCAGAUAAUUAUAGAGAUGAUGGUAACGAUAACUUCAAAAAAAAAAGAUACAGAAUAGCCAUUGAUAAUUAUACUGAAGGUAUAACAUCUAAUUCACCUGAUGUCACUCUCAAUGCUGUUUUAUACUGUAAUAGAGCUGCUGCACAGUUUCAUCUUGGAAAUUACCGAUCAGCAUUCCAUGAUUGUAUAUUUGCCAGAAAAUUCAAACCUGAUCAUUAUAAAGCAAUUAUCAGAGGUGUAAAAUGUUGUCUAGAAAUGAAGAAAUAUGAUGACUGUAUAAAAUGGUGUGAUGCUGCUUUAAUGAUGGAACCAGAUGAUAAAGAUGUGUUAGAUUGGAGAUCAAAAGCUGAUAAAUUACAGAAAACACUAGAAAAAGAAAUACGAAAACAAGCAGCUCAAGAAAGAAAAGAAGAAGCUGAAGAGAAAAAGCUGAUAGAACUAAUUCAGAGUAAAGGUAUCAAGAUAGCUGGAUUAGACAAACUUAGAUCAGAAACUAAAUUAUCCCCCCUGAUAUUAGCCAAUGUGGAAUCCCAUCAUCCUGCUGGUGCGAAAGUGAAAGUCGAUGAAAAUAAUAUUUUACAUUGGCCGGUACUUUUCUUUUACCCUGAAAACUCUCAAACAGAUUUUAUUGAAGCCUUUAAUGAAACAAAUACGUUUGCUGAUCAUAUUAUAGCUAUGUUUGGGAUUGAUUCAGAUCCUGCAGCAUGGGAUAUUGAUAAGAAAUAUAAACCAGAAUCUUUAGAGAUAUAUUUUGAGAAUAGAGAAGAAGAGAGGCUAUAUCGUGUAGAUAUAAACUCUACCCUACAUGACACAAUGCUACAUAAAACGUAA
Lottia gigantea (owl limpet) is the source of this 837-nucleotide messenger RNA. RefSeq lists its product as hypothetical. Gene Ontology annotation, molecular function: Hsp90 protein binding. Lineage: Eukaryota; Metazoa; Mollusca; Gastropoda; Lottiidae. The annotation marks the transcript as partial. The transcript has 8 exons. The record is from RefSeq and is a predicted model, not a curated record.